Messenger RNA from Megalopta genalis, 3088 nucleotides. RefSeq names its product scavenger receptor class B member 1. Lineage: Eukaryota; Metazoa; Arthropoda; Insecta; Hymenoptera; Halictidae. The record is from RefSeq and is a predicted model, not a curated record. Gene Ontology annotation, molecular function: scavenger receptor activity. Gene Ontology annotation, cellular component: membrane; cytoplasm.
GUCUCUCGUGGUCCCUAGUCGCGCGAACCCGGAGACGCGAGCUCGGAGACGCGAACUCGGAGACGCGAACUCGGAGAUGCGAUCGCGUCGCGAGAAGCGUAAAACUCGUGGAAAGAUUGUAGACGCGACGAGGUCGAAUCUAGCAGAGGCCCGAGGGAAAGAGGCGGACCGAAUCGGACGAUAGAGAAUACACAGACGCAUCUGGGAUGUCUUCGUCGAGCGUAGGAAAAACCGAGCGUCGUCCGGCCAGCAACCACCGGCUAAACGGGCAACGAGAGAAGGCAAUUUCAAGAGCGCGUCCCAAGUUUGGUAGCGUGCCGGGGUCAUCGUCGCCGGAAAGGUUAUCGAUGAUUCGAGGAAAGGUGGGGAGAUUUUUGUGCGCCGUCAACGUAUUCUUUGGCGGCGAGCAGGCCAUCGGAACUGUAAUCGAGCGUAAUCGAGUGCCGCGCGUUGGACCGCACACGUUCGGUAAAACCGCGACGAAGGGAUCGAUCGAGGAAGGGGAGGGCCGAGGAGAGGUUCGAUCGGGUCGGGAGCGCGCACCGAUCCCGCGAUUCUCGCCGCGAAUCGUUGGAGCCAUGGAGACGAGGUGCUGGGCGAGAGCGAUCCGGAAAGGCUUCGACGGCUCGAGAAGCAGGCGGGUCCUGUGGCUGUACGGCCUGGCCGCGUUCACCAGCAUAACGAUGUUCGUGGCGUUUUGGUUCACGAACGCGUUCCAAAACGCGAUCCUGUCCAACUUGGAGCUGCGAAACGGCACGUCGGCGUAUCUGCUAUGGCAGCAGCCACCGGUCGGUCUGCUGCUCAGCGUCUACGUGUUCAACUACACGAACCUGGACGAGUUCGAGAGCGGAAACGCGACGAAGCUGCGGGUGCAGGAGGUCGGCCCUUUCGUCUACCGGGAGAAUCUGAGCAGAGUGAACGCGGAGUUGCACGAGAACGGGACGGUCACCUAUCAAGAGAAGAGGACCUUCGAAUGGGUGUCCGGCGAGCCGGACGAUCAAACGGUGAUCGUCCCGAACGUUCUGCUCGUGUCGAUUCUCGCCUUCUCCCGAAACUUGCCCUACGUGAUGCAACUCUUGUUGACCAUGCUGCUUUCCGGCCUGCGUUCCAAGCUGUUCCUCGAGUUGCCGGUCGGCGAAUUCCUUUGGGGCUACGAGGACGAACUCUUUCGCGUGAUCAAGCCUUACUCGUCGCUCAAAGUCAACAUUCCUUUCGAGAAAUUUGGGCUUCUCGCAUUUAGGAGCGGCGUAAACGAGGAUCGGAUCACGAUGCGCACCGGAGUCGAAGAUCUCGAACACAUCGGACUGAUCGAGCGAGUGAACGGAGCGCAGGAUCGCAAGGUUUGGGGGGACGAGAAAUGCGACCGCGUGUUCGGCACCGACGGCAGCAUGUUCCCGCCUCAUUGGAUCGAAAUGCCGUACAACGCCACGCUCCAGGUGUACGCGAAAGACGUUUGCCGGCGUAUACCGUUCGAAUUCGAACGCCGCGACUAUGCCCACGGCAUUCCCACGUAUAGGUUCCAACUGGCGAGCAACGUUUUCACGACGACGCCCGACGAGAACAGCUGCUAUUGCCAAAAGGAUCCGAACGAUCUCGACUCGAGAAGAUGUCCACCGGCCGGGACCUUCAACGUUUCCAGCUGCAGAUUCGGCACUCCGCUGCUGAUCUCGUUUCCUCACUUUUACGCGGCGGACGAGUCUCUGUUCGAAGAGAUCGAGGGUUUGUCGCCGAAGCGAGAGCAUCGCGAGAGCUACAUCGAUCUCCACCAGAGAUUAGGCGUCACGGUGGGCACCAGAAUGAAGAUUCAGCUGAACAUGGAGGUGCGCAAGGCGGUCGGAGUGCCGUUCGCGGAUCGUUUGAAAGACGGAACGAUCUUGCCGGUGAUCUGGACGGACACCGAGAUCGAGGAGAUGCCGGAAUCCGUGAAGCAGCUGCUCUAUCGGAGCCACUAUCUCGUGAACGCGAUCGAAGCUGGAUUUCAGUGGUGCAGUCUGGUCGGCGUCGUGCUCUUCUUCGGUGGUCUGGUCGCCGCGUUCAAGAAAGACGAGGAGCCGCUCCAAGACAUCAAACUCGAGUCGUCGAGGGACCAAAGAAAAAUCCGGCAAGACGUCGUUGCGGCAACGUGAAUCGUUUCGAUACUUGCCUUUCAUCGAUUGUCGCCGCCGUUUCCGAUACCAACGUCGAGGCGAACCGUGGUCGCGAUCGAAGAGCCUUCGAAAGAGACUCGAUCGCUCGGUUUCUCGUUCCGGUAAGGAGAGAGUUCCGAUUCGUGGAUGGGGAUCGACCGACCGACCGAGCAACCGAUCGAUCGAUCGAUCGAUCGACCGACCGACCGACCGACCGACCGACCGACCGACCGAGGUGUCCCAGACGUUUCCAUGCUCCAUCGAUCGCGUCGAACCCGCGUGUAGCAAAACGCGACGACGGCGCGACGCUUAUCGAGCAAGAAUCUCGACAUCUUCGUUGUUUACGUUCGCGAUCGAUUCGGUCGCACGCGAGCGCAAAACGAGAACGCGAACGCGAACGUCGGAGCGAUCCACUUCCGUCGAAUCCGAUAACCGAGGUCGCAUCGAACGACGUACGGCGAGACACGAGAUAACUGCUGUAUUAUUUUUUCUCGAAUUUAUCGCGACCGAACGCGUUCAACGGCAACAAGUUCUCGCGCGAUGGGGCAGGAUAUCUGCGAACACGCGGCGGUCGAUUAGUUCCGAUUAGUUUCGGACGUUCGGACGUGGCACGAGAUUCGAAGAUUCGAAGAUUCGAGAGAGCAAACCAAGCACGGUGUACCUGUCUUAUAAAACAUUUAUUCGUCUCCACCGAAUCGCUCGACGAUCGAAUUGACACGAAUCCGACCGAUUUAAAAACCAUUUCGCAGUUUUAUUGCCUGCUCGCGCUCCAAAGUGGUAGAAAACUAAUUUUUACCUAAGAAUAUGAACCUAACCGCGAUCCAUCUGAAACAACGAGACGUUUAGAACGAUAGGCGCGUAUACUCGAACCGGUAACGAAUAACGGAUAGGAGGAGCUCGAUCGUUGCGGAGUGCGCGCUGUUCGAGUAUGUACAAACUGAUAAAAAAAUACGUAUUUCCUA